Phymastichus coffea is the source of this 649-nucleotide messenger RNA. RefSeq lists its product as uncharacterized. NCBI's taxonomy places the organism in Eukaryota, Metazoa, Arthropoda, Insecta, Hymenoptera, Eulophidae. The record is from RefSeq and is a predicted model, not a curated record. Gene Ontology annotation, molecular function: peptidase inhibitor activity. Bases 12 to 434 code for a protein of 140 amino acids. The transcript has 5 exons.
UUGUCAAGAUAAUGAGGAAAAACUACACAUCAGCUCGAUUUUUAAUCAAAGUUUUAACUUUGAUUAUCCUUUUAGUGAAUUCUAUUUAUGUUAUUCAAGUUUCGGAUGCAUCAAUGCGAACACUAGAUAGAGACGAAUGGUGGAGUGCCAUAAAGUACGAUGACAAACCACGUAUUUUUAAUUGGAAGCAACAUACUCCAUGCCCGGCUAAAUAUUUCUACCUAGAUUGUGAUGAUUGCCGUUGCAUACGUGGGACUUUAGGAGGCUGUACUAAAAUGGGUUGUAGUACUCCACAAAUAUUGAAUUAUGCGGACGGAAUGGAAUGUCCAGCUGGAAAACCCUUUUAUUCUAAUUGUAACGACUGCACUUGCCAUGAAGAUGGAAAAUCAGCAACAUGCACAGAAAGAGAAUGUCCAGAGCCAGAAGAAAGAUAAGAUGGCUAUAUCCAAACGGUAGAAAAUUUUGGUCAAUCAAAAUAUCGUCAAUACUACAGAUUCGUCGCAUGAAUUGGUAACAAAGCGUGAUUAAGAAAAUCUAUCUCGGUAAAUUCAAGUUAAAAGUAAACAAACUGUUUACUGUAAAUUAAUUAUUUAGUUUUCUUGUAAAUUAAUACAUCUCGUUUCCUUCCAACAAUCCAAAUAAACAAAUC